UAAAGGGGCCUCGAAUAAAGCGUCUCUCCGAGGGUUAUCUCGAGCAUUAGGGUUGCUGGAUCCUCAUACAAACGAAGUUUUGGGAAAGGCUCGAUUUUUCUCUGGUCUGCUUUUUCUUGAAUUUAUUAUGGAAGAUUGAGUUAGGGUUCAAUGUCUUGGGCGGGCGCAGAAGAACUUUUUUUAUCCACUUCCCUCGCGAGCUAUCUUGACAAGAAGCUCCUUGUUUUGCUAAGAGAUGGGAGAAAACUGUUGGGCAUUCUUCGGUCUUUUGAUCAAUUUGCAAAUGCUGUUCUUGAAGGGGCUUGUGAGAGAGUAAUUGUUGGAGAUCUCUACUGUGAUAUCUCUCUGGGUCUGUAUGUAAUCCGCGGAGAGAAUGUAGUUUUGAUUGGAGAGCUGGACCUUGAGAGGGAUGAGCUCCCUUCACAUAUGAUAAAUGUUUCACCAGCAGAGAUAAGAAAGGCCCAAAAAGCAGAAAGGGAUGCCACAGAUCUGAAAGGCUCCAUGCGAAAACGAAUGGAGUUCCUCGACUUAGAUUAGGAAUUCAUCAUUCAGACACACCAACUCAUAUUGCCAUCCCUGUGAAUUUCAAAAUCAUAGCUUCCGCACAUUUUAUCGCGGUUUUCUCCUAAAGUGCCUUUCAUGGCUUUUUCUUCCACUAUGCAGCAAAAAAACUUUUACAAGGUUGGUUUCUGUAUUAUAAACUAUGUUGUUGUCCAUUAGAUGCUAAAAUGUUUAUUUGACUAAUAUGUUGAAUGACGGGUGUAAGAAUAUCUUGUAGCUACAAUAGGGAGUCCAAUUGGUUUUUAAAUGCUUCCAGGUUCUUCUAAGUUGCAAUAUCUGACACUUAUGCCAUGCUACUAUUAAGCUCGGCAUUUUGUUCUUGUUUCCUUAAGCUGCUAUUUAGACAGUUGUGUCUUGGCACAUUUCAACUUCACUGAGUAAGUUUAUUGAGUAUGGAUCAUA
Dendrobium catenatum is the source of this 963-nucleotide messenger RNA. RefSeq names its product sm-like protein LSM1B. The record is from RefSeq and is a predicted model, not a curated record. Bases 151 to 537 code for a protein of 128 amino acids. Gene Ontology annotation, biological process: deadenylation-dependent decapping of nuclear-transcribed mRNA. Gene Ontology annotation, molecular function: RNA cap binding. NCBI's taxonomy places the organism in Eukaryota, Viridiplantae, Streptophyta, Magnoliopsida, Asparagales, Orchidaceae. The transcript has 5 exons. Gene Ontology annotation, cellular component: P-body; Lsm1-7-Pat1 complex.